Molecule: messenger RNA, 1255 nt
Organism: Lolium rigidum
Lineage: Eukaryota; Viridiplantae; Streptophyta; Magnoliopsida; Poales; Poaceae
Product: anthocyanidin reductase ((2S)-flavan-3-ol-forming)-like
Exons: 5
Coding region: 50-1084 (344 amino acids)
Molecular function (GO): oxidoreductase activity, acting on the CH-OH group of donors, NAD or NADP as acceptor
Source: RefSeq, a predicted model, not a curated record
GAACGACACUUUAGCUCGCGCGGGCAGGAACCCACCGACGGGCGAUACGAUGGCGGCCGCAGGUGAUGGGAGCAGGAGGAAGACGGCGUGCGUCACCGGAGGGAACGGGUACAUCGCGUCGGCGCUCGUGAAGAUGCUGCUGGAGAAGGGAUACGCCGUGAAGACGACCGUCAGAAACCCAGAUGACAUGGAGAAGAACUCCCACCUCAAGGAUCUGCAAGCGCUGGGCCCCUUGGAGGUGUUCCGCGCCGACCUGCAAGAAGAGGGCAGCUUCGACGACGCCGUGGCCGGCUGCGACUACGUCUUCCUCGUCGCCGCUCCGGUGAACCUCAAAACAGAGAACCCCGAGAAAGACAUGGUGGAGCCUGCCGUCGGAGGAACUCUGAACGUGAUGAGGUCGUGCGUGAGGGCAGGGACGGUGAAGCGCGUUGUCCUGACAUCGUCGGUGGCGUCCGUCUCCGCCCGUCCUCUGCUGCAAGGCGACGGCCAUGUCCUGGACGAGGAGUCCUGGUCCGAUGUCGACUUCCUCAGAGCCAAAGCGACCGGUCACUGGGCGUACCCUGUGUCGAAGGUGCUUCUGGAGAAGGCGGCGAGCGCGUUCGCGCAGGAGAGCGGCAUCAGCCUGGUCACCGUGUGCCCCGUCGUCGUGGUGGGCGCGGCGCCGGCGGUGAAGGUCCACACCAGCGUCCCCGACGUCCUCUCCCCGCUAUCCGGCGACGAAGCCAAGAUCCGCAUCCUGCAGCAAAUCGAGACGGUGUCCGGCUCGAUCUCGUUGGUCCACGUCGACGACCUCUGCCGCGCCGAGGUGUUCCUCGCCGAGAAGGAGGCGCCGGCGGCUGGGCGGUACAUCUGCUGCAGCCUCAGCACCACCGCCGGCGUGCUCACCAGCUUCCUGUCCGUCAAGUACCCGCAGUACAAAGACAGGACCGACCGGUUCAGUGGUUCCCCCGAGAAGCCGAGAGUGCGCAUGUCGUCGGCGAAGCUUGUCGCAGAAGGGUUCGAGUACAAGUACAAGACCCUCGACGAGAUAUACGAUGAUGAUGUCGUCGAGUACGGCAGGGCCUUGGGAAUCCUUCCGUACUGAUUGAUACGCGAACGCGACGAGGCACUCCAUCUAUCUCUACAUCUCACGAUCAAGUGAGAUGCGCUUGCAAUAAGUCUAUCCUCCGUAUCUCUCGAUAAUAAUACUAUAUAUUUUCUUUAUCAAAAAGAUAAGUCUAGCCUCCUCUUAAGUACAAGUAUGCUGGAAUGGGGA